AUGUACACUCUCGCAUUCAUCUUCACUCUCCUCUUCGCUACCGUCUCCUUCGCCGGCACGCACCAAGUCGUCUUCAAUUCUAACUGCCCCACUUCCUACCUUCAAAUUCCCGGUCAUGGCAACUACAAGCCCGGCACGUACACCUUCAACGGCGACGUCUCUGCUGCCAUCGCUUCUGCUGGGCCCAGCUGCAGCGUGGAUGGCAACAACUGCGCUUCAGUUGAGUUCACGCUCAACAGCGCUGGCACUAGCACGGGCGAUAUCACUCUCAUCCCUCCCCACAAGUCUACGAGCCAGGUCAACUUCCACAUGACGCCCGGCGGCUCGGGCGCUUCGUGCAACGACCAGAACUGCGGCAAAGACAAUGCCUUCUACCAGCCCACAGAUUACAGUGCUCAGCGUUACGAGUCUAGCCCCGACAGUGGGAUCGUCAUCAAUUUCACCUGCUAA
This is a messenger RNA of Jaminaea rosea, 450 nucleotides long. RefSeq lists its product as hypothetical. The record is from RefSeq and is a predicted model, not a curated record. NCBI's taxonomy places the organism in Eukaryota, Fungi, Basidiomycota, Exobasidiomycetes, Microstromatales. The coding region runs from base 1 to 450 and encodes 149 amino acids. The transcript is spliced from 2 exons.